Molecule: messenger RNA, 7059 nt
Organism: Clupea harengus (Atlantic herring)
Lineage: Eukaryota; Metazoa; Chordata; Actinopteri; Clupeiformes; Clupeidae
Gene: zdbf2
Product: zinc finger, DBF-type containing 2
Exons: 6
Coding region: 1537-4299 (920 amino acids)
Molecular function (GO): nucleic acid binding; zinc ion binding
Source: RefSeq, a predicted model, not a curated record
AUAUAUAAAUAAAUGAAAGUUGCCUUAGUACAGAUUGUGCUGAACCUGCAUCGCCAAUGCUACGGGCUUUACUUGACCGGGUGACUCAAUUUGGUCUGAAAGCUAAAAUGGCAUUUUCCUUCAGAGGAGCCAAUUCCAUUACAGGUUCGACUCAAAUGAACUGGCAUGGAACAAUGCAACUUGAGUCAUGGCUGACCAGAGGACGUAAAAUGAGUUGCAUUAUUAAAUCGGAGGGUAAACUGGUGCUUUCAAAGAUUACCACAUGAAGUGAUCGCAAAUCGCAAACACGCUUUCUGCCUACUGUUCAAAACAACUCCUGGUUUGCGGCUUUGACCAUGAUUGGGCGGGUUCCUGCAAUAUCCGUUUACGUCAUUCCAGGAAAGAGCUGAGCGAAAAUACGGAUGCCGAUGGGCGCUGAAUGGCAUGUCAACAACGUGCAAAAUUGCUUCAAGUGAUUUGAUUUAUAUGUUCUGUGUGAAACGUAGACAGAUGUUCGUGACUCGGUGUUUUACGUCAACUUGUUUUACAUUAAUGUGUGUCCACGCCUGUGCACGAAUAACCGACGGGCCGAAUUCAACCUCAAGGGCUAGCUUUCUAGCUAGCCAGCUAAUGCAGAGCCACGUUUGUAUAUGAUCGUAAGUAUCUUGUAUCUCUUUCAAAGUUAUAGAUUUUUGCAAUUAGAGCGUAAAAUUCACAAAAAGACAUUACCAGUAAAAUGAAAUGAAUGCCAGGAAAUUCCUGUGUCAGCAGUGACUUGUCGGCUUUAAAGAUUUGUAUAUUGCAGGCCAAAGGGCCGAUGUCCUGGCCAAUCAGGACGAAGUUAGAUAUCGCAAACCUGAGAUCAUGUCGGUAAAUCCUAAUAAGUUUGUUGAUUUCAAGUAGCCAGGUAAAGAGCGAGUCGGUUCAAUGCAGAAAACGUUUAUUUGUGUAAUUGUAGAGAAUAAAGAGUAGUGAGGUUGUUAAUUCAUAGGAAAAACAGCUGGAGUUAAUUUAAGAGGUUAGGAAAGUUUUACGCUUGCAUUGAACAUUUGUAAGAACAACAUAGUUUGCUGUGUACCAUAUUACUGGCAUUAUGUUCAAGGUGUUUUGUCUUUCUGGUCUUCUGUAUGCUAUUCGUUGUAAUGCACAUCUGGCAGAAACGGUGAAUUCAGUGGUCUCAUGAGAAUGGUUCAUUAAAAACUUCUGCUGAGAUGGCAGCUGACUUCGGAAUGGACACGUUUCAAUCAGUUGUCGUCUGUCAUCGAAUCUAGCGCAUGUGUACAGCAAUAAUCAAACCAAACCCACCCUUAUUAAAGCUAAACCUUGCAUCAUAACACUUGAGAAUGAUUUCCUUAUUGGGGCUCUGCGUGUCAAUAUCAUUAUAUCAAUGUACAUUUAAAUGAAAUUAAAGUGUUACGUGCAAUGCACUGUGUUAAUUCUGUGUUUUCCAUGUGUUCAGAUCUGGCCUGUGAGCUCCUUGACUCGCAUGUCAUGUGAUCGACAAGUGUGUCGAGUAAAGCCCACAUUUGUCCUACUUACAAGUGGCAAACAGAUACGAUGCCACUUGAGGUGGGACCUUCCCCCUCUGGUAAAGACAAUGGACAGAAGGACCCACCACGCAAGCUGGAUAAGGCCCGCAGGGCGAGUGGCGGAGAGCCCACCCCUGGCCCCUCCAGCGCACCCCAGAAGCAGGGCUACUGCAGCUGCUGUCAGGUUCUCUACAGCAGUGUUGAGCAGCACAUCAUAAGUCCUAGGCACAGAGAGGUAGUUCGGGCUGCUCGGAGUAACGUUGCCAUGGGGAGUCUGAUGGACAGGUUCCUGAAGGAUGUCAUGAGGCACCAUCCGCAUCAAUACAACGACACACGGCCGACCCAUGCAGAUCUGCCACAUCUGACCACCUUACCGGCCCCACGGGAGGAACUUUCAGAACUUUGCUGUGGAUCAAAGGAUGAUGGAGCAUCUGUUGGAACUCGAGAAGAGAUGCCCAGCUCGGAUGAUGAAUCCUGUCCACCAACGCAGAAGGCCUCUUUGGCCCCAAAGAAAGAUGCACCAAUGGCCGUCCACACGUCCACGAAGGCUGUAGAUAUUCCCACAACAAGUACUCAAGGUUGCCUGGACACCUUUAAGACUCAUCUUAAUCCACUUCUGUCCAGAAAGGACUCACCCACACAAGGGUUUUUGCACAGGACUAGUAGUACUUCAUUACAAACCCUCUCGCAGUCAAAGUCCCAUUCCAAGCACACCACAAAAGUACCUACAAAGUUAGGUAGCGCACAAACACAGUUGCCCACAGAGCCUGUGCAUUCAAAAGACCCAACUCCUGAGCAGCCUAGUAACUCCCAUUCUCAGCACAGAAAAGCUAACAAGAAGACCAACAGACGUGAAGGAAAUGAAUCUGCCUCUGGUUCUCUUGUUGGAGCACAACCUUCCAGAGUCCCUACGUCAAAAGCCCAGGCCCUCAGCAAACCAGGGUUUGAGAGCCCUGUGCUCUGGGCUCCAGCAAUGCCUGCUUGGAAAGGUGCGCAUAGAGAGCGCACCUUCUCAGAUGUCUCCGACCAGAUCAAUCAAGUGAUCAAUGAGGUGAUCGACAUCCACUGUUACGGGCGCAUCCGUGAGCAGAAGAAAAAAGACAGCGACGACGAUGAUGAUGACGAGGGAAGCUUCCAUCUGAGCCUGCACUCCAUGAGCAACUCGGCGGGAAGCAAGGGGUGGGACGACACGCUGCAGGCCACCCUGGGAGCCACAAAGGUGGAAGAAAAAAACCUUGCAGGCCUCAUGGAGACCCACAUAAGCCUGGAGGAUCAGAAGUACAAGAGCCAGCUUGACUCUGCUCUGAAGCCUGUGCAGGAUGUGGAGGAGGUUAGGGAGACUGGUGACAGGACUGCCAGCGAAGCAGAGGAGGUGCUGCCUGACCUCCCUCACAUACCGCCGACGUUUGUCGGAAAGACGUGGGCCCAGGUGAUGCAGGAGGAUGACCUGAAGAUCGACUCUCUGGUGAAGGAGUUCCGCGAGGGCCAAUUCCGUUGCUACUUUGAGACAGAGUCUCUGGCUCGAUAUGGAAAACACCGCAGAAGAAGAAAGACACGCAGAAAAACACAUGACGUUCAACCCCAAAAGAAGGUUGACGAUGCCGUAGUGGACUGUAUAGAUGUCCUCCCUCUCAUGGAACAUUCUGAGGAGGAUGUCUUCCAACAGCAGCCAGUGAAGGAACAGACCACACAGCCGCAAAAGCGCCUCUAUCGCAUCGCAUCCCGCUGUCAGGUGGUGAAGGUAAGUCACGGGACUCAGACUACCGCCGUGAGCUGCCCUGUGGUUCGUCGCAAAACAGUCGAGGGGGCAAGCACGUCGCUGAAUGAUGCCGAGCCUCCACAACGGUUGGGGCAAGCGGCAGACUCUGGAAACGAAACGCCCAAAAUGAAAACCAGGCUCUGUGCUCUAAGGCUACCGGACUCCUACAGCAAGGUCAUGAGCCCCCUUCAGCCCAAAACUGUAGUUUAUGUGCUCUCCUCCCCUGCGGAUACCAUGCCGAACAUCAGCAAGCAACCUGGCAAGCGGAGAGCGGGAGGAGGAAGGAAGAAGAAAACGUGUGACCUCGACAGCGCUCAAAAGUACAAAUACAAAAGGACCCCUUUGAAAUACUAUGACCACCUCACCAACCGGAUUUUAAAGUCCCCGCCGAAAGGUGCACCCAGUGCCCCGAAACCGAAAUACUACCCCCAUGUGCGGCAGCUGUUUCGCAGCCUCAGUCCAGACAAUAACAAAGAGAGGUACGGGUUUGAGUUUGGGAAUGAAUCCUGGGGAUCUCCGAGGGGGUGGGCCAGCAGUAGUGUAGCCGACCUCUGUGCCUCCAGCACGGGGUCCUGCCUCGACAGUGCAGGGCCCUCUGAGCCAGGUUCCUCUCUGUCCAGCAGCCGACGGGCCCUCUUCAGCCGCUCCUCCAUGUCUAGCAGCAACCGGUUCAUUCUAAGCACCCUGACCCCUGCACCCUCGAUCCCAGACAGCGCAACCAUGGCCCCCUCUGGCUCCCAGACUAGCAGCCCCGAAAAGGCAUCCUCCACGUCUGACCAGACAGGAGGUCCUAGGCUAGGCAGGCGGAAGAGGUGUGGGGAGAAGGCAAGGUCUCUGACGCCAGCAAAAAAUCCAUCCUCCCCUCCGUACAAAAGGAGAAAAAAAGCGGCCAAGCCUAGGGCCAAAGGGAAGGGAGGAAGGUCUUUACAACGGACAGUGCAUCCCCGCAAGUGUGCCGGGAGCAGGACAUCUCCUAGGGGCAAACCUGCCACCCGUGCUUCCCCGAGAACUCGAUCACGUUUGAGACCCUAAACAGUCGAAUUAUUCAGUAAAUGGGUGUGUGUAGAGCCGUGUUUCAAAGUACCCCUCAAUCCUGGGAAACCACCAGCAAAACUUGUCUCUUUACAGCAGAUUUAAUUCAUCAGAGGAUCAUAAUGCCAUUGAGAGUUUACAAAAAUCAUCCAUCUGUUGAGAAGCUGAACAUGUGUGGUAUUGGCAGGGCUGGUGGAAAAGUAUAUAGUGUUGAUGGUCUUCCAGGAGAAAGAUUUCAAAACCGUGAUACACAUCCAAAUGGGCAACGGUGAAGUCAACUCUUUUGUAUGAUGCAGUAUCUGGUGCUGGCUUCAAAGCUGUGUAGUUUCACAGAACCAUUCAUCCAUGCCUUUAGAUGUGUUUCAGACUUCAACAUUGGCUGUAGACAUGUUCAGAACCAAAAUUAAAAUCAGUUGACUUCAGGUGUGUACUCACAUCAUGAAGUGCCGAAGUCAGGUCUGGUUUCUAGAAGCUGUGUAAUAUUUUGAGGACCCAGCAACAUAAAUAAUUAUAAAUCCUUGAAUUGGUUGUAGUGUAACCAAAUAGAUGUGUCUCAGCCUCACUUGUCCUUGUCAAGGUUGAGUCUCAUUAAUUUGUGCAUCUACAGUAUGAACAGAUAAACAUAUUGGAAUAAUGAAGAGCUGUGUUUGUUCUCAUCAUAAACCUUUAGGUAAUCCAGUGUUGCCAAAGUAAUUGCCUGCCCCAAUGACAAGAUCAGUGGAAUAGUAGUAAUGAUACGGAUCACUGUGUUCAGGUUUUGUGUUUCUGUGUUGUAUUUUUUCCAAGGGAUACACAAAUCCAUCAUUGCAACUGAACGUGUAUACAGUCUGCUGAAUGUGCUCAUUUGAAUUGCUGUGUCUUUUUAUUAAUUUGACCUUAUUGUUUUUAUAAGUUUUUAUUUCAUGAAGAAAUACCAAGAAAUUAAAACAGCUUAACAACAUCCAAAUAUAAAGAGGUGAUACAAAUCUGUGUGGGACUGAUAAUGCUGUCGCUGAUAGUCCAUUCUCUGACAUGAGAAAAAAUCAAUUGGUGCAACCCUGCUUUCAUAAAUAUGAAAAUGAUCUGUAAUACCUGAGUUCUGGCUGAAAACUUGAAUGUAAAAUACUUUUGUCCAGGAAAUGGCUGGUUGAUAUUUCGGAACAAAGUUUAUACCUCAAGAGUUAAUGCGUUGAGCAGAUUUUUUGGCAACUGUUGUUAUAUUUGGAAGGCAUUACGUUGAGUACAUGGGUUCAAACUGUUUUGAACAUGCUUGAACGAUUUAAAGAUUCGGCACGAUUAACAUUUGCAUCUUUGUUUUUUGUUUUUUUUUCCUUUCUGUCGUAGAUGACAUAUCCAUACAUUGUGUACUGCACACAGUGUAUGCCCUGUGCUGUGCUAAGCAAUGCUUUAACCACAGAGUCUUUUACAUGCCAGUGUCCUGUGGGAGAGUUGAGGAAAUCAGCAUUUUAUAAAAAUGUUGUGGUUGAAGUAUACCCACAAAACCCAGACCAGUUUGCAGAUAUCAGACUGUUAUUUCCAGAUUUUGCUUCAUUAUUUUCUAUAAUAAUUUGAGGUGUGCAUGUUCUGGUGUUUUUUUUUUUUUUUUUUUCAUUUUCCAAGCAAUUCAUUUCACCUUCAGAAUCAUGUUGGUGUUGCGAUUACAGAAGCGCUUUUAUGUACUGUAGCAACUCAUACUGCGAAACAAAUGUUGAUAAAUUGCAUUCACCUUGAUAAGCUACAUUUUUCAUACAUUACCUGUUUAUAGUCAUUCUCAGGAAACUGUAUUUUGUUUGUUACAUUAAUUGUUGUUGAUCAUCACGGGUGCUGUUAAUUCUUGACCUGGCUGGGUAUUGCAAAUUGGUGCCCUGACAUGGGUGUUUUUUGUUCUCUGAAAACAAUGGGAAUUUGAUUAAAUUCAUGGGGGACACUAGCCCUUUAUUCUGCCACUGCGUUGAAAAAAAGAUCUUAUGUACUCAUUUAAAAAAGGACAACUGGUAGGAUUCAUACUGGCAAACCUCUUUAACUGAUCACUUCUUUCACGUUCCAGAGAUUUCCCAGAGUGACAGUUAACAUAUUACAGGCAUUGGACAUUUUUAAGGAAACAUACCCUCCACAUGGGGACAAAUAUAAAGAAUGCGCCACAUUUCACCAUUUCGCCUCUCAAUUACAUCUACCCAUUUGUUAAAUUUACUGUAAAGAGGCUCUGUUUUAGCUGAUGUGGUACCUUUCGUAACUGUCCACUGGGUUGUAUGGGGGCACCAAGCGGUUCAAAUAAGCAUGAAAAUAAUGUGAACCAUUAGCUUUGACUGUCAUUCUUUUAUCGCCGUCAGCGCAGUGGAAGUCACAUGGAAACUGUAUUGUACACUGCCACAUUACCAACAAAUAACCAGUGCUGGAAAGUCCCGAAUAGCCCACUGGAACAAGUUUUGUAAAUGUCUCCCUUGUUUUACUGGAAACACUUUGCUUCUCUGUGAAGCAGUGUUGGAACAUUGACCCCACAUGGAAUGCAAAUAUAUGACCAGGCUUCCAUUUUCCUUUGGAACAGCCGGUAUAGAAAAUAGUUCAGAGGAAGUGGUAUGAGAUCUGCUGAAUUCAGUGAAGUUUUGCACAGUUGGGUUUAAAGAACUUUCAAAUUAGACAAUGUACUGUCUUGUGUAUAAGUGCUUACUCUACACCAACAAGCUGGAUAUUUUUUUAAGUUUAGAAUGGAUAUUUUUAAAUAAAACAAAUGGCUUGACUAUUUAAAUUGAUUGUACAUUAAAGUUUUUGAUGAGUACAAAA